AUGGGUCAUGGCGAGCUAGAAGAGAUAUGCGAUCGGUACCUUAGCCGCAGAGAAGAGCAACAAAAGGUGACAGAAGCUGUGGAAAGGUGCCUACGGAAAGGAUACGACUAUGAUAAAAUGAAGGACCGCGUUCUCGACGCCAUAACGGACUCUCAUCGGGCACACAAAGUGAUUUCAGCCAUUUGUACUGCAUACCCGCAAUUCCGCAAGAGAACUAAGGACCGCGUUCUCGACGCCAUAACGGACUCUCAUCGGGCACACAAAGUGAUUUCAGCCAUUUGUACUGCAUACCCGCAAUUCCGCAAGAGAACUAAGUUCGAAGAGAAUAAGGAUGACUCAAAACGGCGGAAAAAGGAACGCAGUGAUAGGAGCAGAUCACGAGAGAGGAGUAGAGUUAAGGAUAAGGAAAGAGAGAAGGACAAUGAUAGAGAACGGCGGCGACGAGAGGAAGCCUACAAAAAAGAGCUAGAAAAGGAGAAAGAGAAGGAGAAACUGAAGAAUUUGGCUAAAGAAUUGUAUCAGAAGAAAUUAGAGGAAGAAGAAGCGAAGAAGAAUGUUGUCGUAACAGAGGAAACAUUGAGAGCUAAGGAACUCAUGUACAAAGCACAACAAGAAAUCGAAGAGCGAAAACGUCAACUUGGUCUAGCAGCAGCCUCGCAAACUCUUAUUGGAGUCGCUCCUGUUCCAGCUGCAACUGCAAAAAAUGUUGCUUUACGACCACAGGAAGCUCAAAUGUUCAUACAAGCCUCUAUGAAUAAGAAGAGUAGAGUUGACGAGUUAAAGGCGAAACUCGCAAAAGCUACCUCCACCAUCAGCUCCUUGGUACGGCCCAACGCACCAGUGAUGGCUCCACUACCAGACAUCGCUCCUGGUAUUCUGAAAGAACGCGAAGAAGAAGCGGAAGAAGAGUUGCUGGAGUUUAUGGACCCACGCAUCGUGGCAAGACCUGCCGAGAGGAAGAAGAAAAUGUUUAAUUUCCAUGAGAAGGGAGAGUUCGAACAACUUGCUAACAAGCAGAGGGCUGUUGCGAAGUUGGAAAGGUUGCAGGCCGAGAUUUCCCAAGCUGCAAAGAGUACCGGGAUUUCAUCGGCAGUGAAGUUAGCGAUGAUCACUCCGGCCGGAAAAAGUUCCGACGAAGUGCCGGACAUAGAGUGGUGGGACUCUAUUGUUUUGGAAUGUGAUAGCUACGAUGAUAUUCCUGGCACUGAUGUGGAUUCGCGAUUCAAAGACACCAUCAGUGAACUCGUGGAACAUCCAAUAAAGUUGAAAGCUCCAACGGAUCCUCUCACCCCACAGUACCUCAAGCACAGUGCUAGUUGUAGUGUGGCUGCUCUUCAGGUGUAUUUGACAGCGCGCGAGCGCAAAAAGAUUAGACGGCAGAAUCGUAAAGAGAUGCAGAAAGAACGUACGGAAAUGAUUCGGAUAGGUCUUGCUAAGGCGCCUGCUCCCAAAGUGAAAAUUUCAAAUCUUAUGAGGGUUCUGGGAAGCGAUGCAGUCCAAGAUCCAACGAAGAUGGAGGCGCACGUAAGAAAACAAAUGGCCGACCGACUAAAGAAGCAUCAGCAGGCGAACGCGGAAAGAAAACUGACCGACGAACAGAAGGCAGUGAAGAAAACGAAGAAGAUUGCUGAAGACACAUCAUUAGCCGUUCAUGUCUCUGUAUAUAGAGUCAAAUCGCUGCUUCAUCCGUCUAAAAAAUUCAAAGUGGAGAUGAAUGCGAAGCAGCUUCAAAUGACGGGUGUGAUUUUAUUGCAUAAAAAUAUAAAUCUUGUUGUUGUGGAAGGAGGUCCCAAGCAACAAAAGUUCUAUAAAAAUCUAAUGCUGAACAGAAUAAAAUGGGAAGAUGAGGUAAUCGGGCAGAAGAAGGAUGCCGACAAGGACGCACCAGGAGAACGGAAUCAUUGCCAGUUGAAGUUUUCCGAACUGAGAGAUUAA
Messenger RNA from Cooperia oncophora, 1935 nucleotides. The record is from the annotation of a GenBank genome assembly. NCBI's taxonomy places the organism in Eukaryota, Metazoa, Nematoda, Chromadorea, Rhabditida, Trichostrongylidae.